AUGACAUCCAUGGACUCUUCCGAGAAAUCCACCCGGAACUCUGCCAGCCGGCGUUCAAAAUCCAGCAAGUCCAGCACCAAGGCCCACUGGGGCUCAGCCUCCGGCUCUCAAAACGGGCAGAGCCAAGAGACUGGAGGUUCAUCAAGACAAAACAGAUCCGGCACGGAAGUCCCAGUCGAGGUCUCCCACAGUGGAGAGGACUUUGCACACAUUGGUGCCCAGUUCUAUGAUUAG
Messenger RNA from Pyricularia grisea, 234 nucleotides. RefSeq lists its product as uncharacterized. The record is from RefSeq and is a predicted model, not a curated record. NCBI's taxonomy places the organism in Eukaryota, Fungi, Ascomycota, Sordariomycetes, Magnaporthales, Pyriculariaceae. The coding region runs from base 1 to 234 and encodes 77 amino acids. The transcript has 2 exons.